Molecule: messenger RNA, 858 nt
Organism: Durusdinium trenchii
Lineage: Eukaryota; Dinophyceae; Suessiales; Symbiodiniaceae
Source: the annotation of a GenBank genome assembly
AUGGCUCCGUCUUCAGAGAUUCGGCAGGACCCAGCCGCUUCCUGCGAGUUUGGCUGCACGAGUGCUACAGGGUCUUCUCCGACCGCCUGGUGCUCGAAUCAGACGCCAAGGACUGAGGCAUCGGCGAUUGGUGAGGCGGUGUCCAGGAGCUUUGUGGGUGUGGGCGCAGCAUCCAACCGGGAGGAGCUCUUUGCGCUGCCUUUGUGCUGCACCUCCUUCAUCUCCGAGGCUUCUGGUCCAGAUCGGCAUUACCUGCCUGCUCGGGAUAUGCAACAGAUCCGAGACGUCGUGGAGGCCCGCCUGGCGGCGUACAACAACGAGCAUGCCACGAUGAACUUGGUUCUUUUCGAUGACGCAGUCUUUCAUGUUUGCCGUAUUUGUCGAAUCACGCAGAACCCAUGUGGAAGUGCUUUGCUGGUGGGCGUUGGCGGCUCUGGGAAACAGUCUUUGGCACGGCUCUCAAGCUUCAUCAACGGCCAGGAGGUGCAGACGAUUUUGGUGAAUCAACAAUAUGGCCUGAACGAGUUAAAAUGCGACUUGCAGGAGUUCUACAAGAAAGCAGCUGUGAAGCCAGCAACGCCUCAGGCCUUCCUCCUGACCGAUAGUCAGAUCACAGACGAGCGGUUCCUGGUUUCCAUUAAUGAUAUGCUCUCAAGCGGGAACAUCCCAGACCUCUUUGCACGAGAGGAGUACGACAACAUUUUCAGCAGCAUUCGGAAUGCAGCCAAGUUUGCCAACUACGCGGAUGAUCGAGAGCCACUUGGCAAUGCCUGUCCCGUCGCAGUUUUCUCGUGGGUUCCCUUGAGUUCUCUGGACUGGAGUGGAUGUUCACGGAAUGUGGUGUUGCAAGUCCUGUAA